AUGGGAAGAGAGCUGUCGCCUUUCAGCCAGAGGAAACUGCUGACCCAGCAGCUGGCCAGGGGCGAGGUUCCCACUCCACCACGCGUGGUGCCGGAGAAGGCUGCCGGCAACGGGCCAGAGCCGGUGGGAAAAGGACCCUCGGCCACACCAGGGCAUCGGCCGAGAAGCAGGUCACGGGAGAGGAAACCCGCAGAUGGCUCAAGGGAUCGCAGGCCCAAGGAUGCUUCGCCAGCAGCAAGCGCAAGCAGGCGCGAGCGAGAUGGAUCACCUGAGCCGUACAGGAGUCGCCGAGAAGAGUCACGAGAGAAGAAACGUGAUGGAUCGAGAGACCGCCGUGCGGAUCGCUCCAGGGACAGGCGGCGCGACAGGUCCAAGGACAGGACGAGGGACAGAUGUGUAGAAAAGAAGCGUGACCGCUCAAGAGACAAGGGUGCAGACAGAGAUCGUAGACGACAUCGUUCGCGGGAUAGGCACAGCAGACGCGAUCGCUCACGCUCACGCUCACGCUCACGAUCACGAGACCGACGGCGCGGGGACAAGCCGAGGGAAAGCAAACGCUCGCGCUCACGUUCACGCUCUCCUCUAGCUAUUCGCGAGCGCAAACAUCGUCCACGCUCGCCGUCCGCGUCCAGAUCUCCACCACUCAAGCGUCGCCGCCGCAGCCGUUCGAAGUCACGUUCACAAUCUCCGCACCAGCGCAACAAGAAGCCUCUGCCUGAUCAAGCGGUCUCUUUCCGCGGCGUCGACAACUCAGCACAGGCACCGAGCAAGUAUGGCGGUGCACCCGUCAACAAGGAAAAGCCGAAUUUCAAAGCCACCGGCGCGCUAGCCAAACACGCCAAUCGAGUCCAAGGCACCAAGAUCUCGCUCAAAUACCACGAGCCUGCGGAGGCGCGGAAACCACCGCCUUCACAGCCCUGGCGCAUGUUCGUGUUCAAAGGCGACGACGUCAUCGACACGAUUGAGCUUUGGCAGAAGAGUUGUUGGCUUCUGGGUCGCUCGCACGAGGUCGUGGACUAUGUGCUUGAGCACCCCAGCUCGAGCGGACAGCACGCAGCCAUACAGUUCCGCUACAUCCAGAAGGUUGUGGAGGACGAGUUUGGAGUCCGGAGUACCAAGGGGAGGGUCAAGCCGUAUGUCAUCGACCUGGAGAGCAGUAACGGGACGGAGCUCAACGGAAAAGACGUCGAGGCCAGUCGCUACUUCGAGCUGAGGGACAAGGACAUGCUGAAGUUUGCAGGGAGCGAGCGCGAGUACGUGGUUAUGCUGCCGCCUCGGGAGGACAAGCAGGAGUGA
This is a messenger RNA of Ascochyta rabiei, 1296 nucleotides long. RefSeq lists its product as uncharacterized. Gene Ontology annotation, molecular function: protein binding; mRNA binding. NCBI's taxonomy places the organism in Eukaryota, Fungi, Ascomycota, Dothideomycetes, Pleosporales, Didymellaceae. Gene Ontology annotation, biological process: maintenance of RNA location; mRNA splicing, via spliceosome. The transcript has a single exon. Bases 1 to 1296 code for a protein of 431 amino acids. Gene Ontology annotation, cellular component: nucleus. The record is from RefSeq and is a predicted model, not a curated record.